AUGAAUAGUGACGUGUUGUUACCCUUAGUCUUCAGUAAGCAACCCGUGUGGGACAAAAGGGAUAAAAGGCAUUGUAAUAGAAACGUGAAUGACAAAUGUUGGAAAGAAAUAAGCGAGGCAAUGAAUGAAGGCGGUGAUUCUAAUCUCGAUCUAGACAAUAUCGAUCAAGACAAUCUCAAUCAAGACAAUCUCAAUCAAGACGAUUCAAAAACUGAUCAAGCCAGCCCAAGCAACGUCUCAGAGAGGUCAGCAAGCACCAAAUUACCGAAAGAGAGCUCAGUAGCAUGCAAAAAAAACUCAACACAUUCAAUCAAAAUAUGUUGA
Messenger RNA from Parnassius apollo (apollo), 324 nucleotides. NCBI's taxonomy places the organism in Eukaryota, Metazoa, Arthropoda, Insecta, Lepidoptera, Papilionidae. The record is from the annotation of a GenBank genome assembly.